Messenger RNA from Zasmidium cellare ATCC 36951, 1146 nucleotides. RefSeq lists its product as uncharacterized. Lineage: Eukaryota; Fungi; Ascomycota; Dothideomycetes; Mycosphaerellales; Mycosphaerellaceae. The transcript has a single exon. The coding region runs from base 1 to 1146 and encodes 381 amino acids. The record is from RefSeq and is a predicted model, not a curated record.
AUGCCCCAAGCACGAGUUCAGUUCAACACAGCAAGCCCAGACUGGUGGCUGCCGCGAAUUAUGACGUCAAGCGCGCUUUGGGAAAUCUACUCUCUUCUCAACUUCGCUCCCAGAAUUUCGGAUGCAACACCCACUCGUCCACCCAAACCCGCACCUCGAUUUUUCAGAGGCCUCACCAACCCUCGACCAAUAAACUCCGUUUACACGCCCUGGAUGUCUUCGUCAAACUGUGGUCGCGUUCCCGCCUGCUCAGGCAGUGCACCAUCCAACGCCCCCACGAACACCGCCUCUGCCAAUCGAGCCGACGACGAAACUGUUUCACCUGCACCAUAUUCGUCGUCGCAUACCGGCUCAGCAGAUCAAGACGAGUCUGCUGACGCGGUCCUUUCUCGCCAACUUGCCCAGCUCGAUUUGCAGAGCUCCACCAACCACACCGCCGAGGUCUCAGGGGUGCAGAGAUGGAAGGACUUCGUGGCCGCAGCUUCGAACGAGUGCUCAGAAAGUGAGGCCUCUGCUGCUGAGCCUCACACAUCUGGCGCACCGAUUGCACCUCAUCGGCGGCGCCAACACGCCGAUGAAGAACCCUCGACUCCAGCUUCUUGUUACCACUCCGACCCUAUGCGCUCCACCUCGACUCCACAGAGCGCAACUUCAGCGUCAGUGCCACAAACCGCUACAGGUGCAACAUCCCCAUCUCUUCAGGUCGAGCCAUACGCCGCCAUGUACGUCGGACCAGGUCGAUACGAGUUCACAUACAUCUACGACCCAACUGCCUGCCUCUCCACACCUUCGCCCUCGGUCCCCGCACCAGACCUCAACGAGCACGGCACUGUCGCGGCCGCAACCGGUCUGGUCGCCCCUAUUCGCACCGAGACCGUCUUUCUGAAGGACUUCCCUCGGGAAAUCGUCAAGGAGAAGAGGACAGGAAGGACCGACGCCGCGCAAAAGCUGGACCAACUCAUCGAAAACGAGUGCGCGGCUUGCUGGCUCGAGUACUCGGCGCCGGUGUCGACACGCUGUGGCCACAUCUUCUGCUUGAUCAAUAUCGUACCCUGGGUGGAGGCAAAGGGCUGGUGUCCAAAGUGCCGGAGGGCGCUGUGGAAGAGGGACCUGACAAACCUCGUGGUGGAUAGGCGCGGGGUGUGA